Molecule: messenger RNA, 1098 nt
Organism: Penaeus chinensis
Lineage: Eukaryota; Metazoa; Arthropoda; Malacostraca; Decapoda; Penaeidae
Exons: 6
Coding region: 337-837 (166 amino acids)
Source: RefSeq, a predicted model, not a curated record
AUAAAGCAUUUAAAUUUCCCGCACUUUGGGAAGAUUGCAUUGAGAUACUUAAAAUAAACAAACUUUCGUUGCUGUGAAGUUUGUGAUUACAUCGUAGUUUAUCAGUGCCAUUCAUAAAAUAAAAUCAUAGUAUUUCUUUGAUAGAUAAGAUAUGAUCAAGUACUUUAAGGGUAUACGUAGAUAGGAAGGAGUCCAUUCUUAAUUGUACAGAAAAUGUAGGUUAAAGAGAAAUAGGACAGAGAGUCUGACUGGUAUUGAUGUAUCAUUCAGAAACAAGAAUACAUCAUAUAUUUGGUGCAGAUGAUAUGACAAUGUCACAAGCUUAAGGCAGAUACCAUGAAGAAACUUAGAGAGAUUGUGUUACUGAUAUUUGUUAUCCUGUGUUUUGAUGUAACAAAUGGUGAACUUGGUGCUGUGUGUGACAAAGUGACAGACUGUACAAUGGGAGCAUAUUGCAUACAAGGGACCUGUAAUUGUUCAGAGAUAUGGUAUGCAGGAAAUUCUCUUACACCAGUAUGUAGAUCUUGGGAGUACGAGAGGUUGUGUUCUUAUGAUAAAGAAUGUGGGGAAAAUGCCAAGUGCACAUCCGUGAAAUGUGAAUGUGACAAAGGAUUUUAUCGAAUAAAUGCUUCAUGCCGCAGAGUAAGACUACAGAGAUUGAUGCAGCCCUGUCAAAUAAAUUUACAUGGAACAGGUGUAGCACUGUGUGAUAUUAAGAAGCAUAGUUUGUGCAUUAAAAAUACAUGUGUUUGUGCUAAGGGCUACAUAGCAAACGAACAUGAUGAGUGUGAGUAUAAGGAAUCAUAUUUUCUCCGCAUGGAAAUUAGUGGUGCGUAAGCCUGAAAUGUAUUUCAGAUAUUGUUUUAAGUUAAAGAUUUUUCAUACUUAGUGAAUAGUGCUUUUGAUAAUGAAUAUGAACCAUGCUUUUCAGUUUUCCACUAAGUAUUGAUGUGAAAUGACAAUUUUUUUACUAAUACUUUCUAGCAAAAGGGCAGAUACAAUUAUGAAAAGUCCCAUUGAUAGGCAUGCCAUUGGUAUUGCCACUUCCAGAUAACAUGUAAUCAUAAUAUGAACAGUAUACAGUACUUUUACAUGCAC